Messenger RNA from Talaromyces stipitatus ATCC 10500, 623 nucleotides. RefSeq lists its product as uncharacterized. The record is from RefSeq and is a predicted model, not a curated record. Gene Ontology annotation, molecular function: catalytic activity. The transcript is spliced from 2 exons. The annotation marks the transcript as partial. NCBI's taxonomy places the organism in Eukaryota, Fungi, Ascomycota, Eurotiomycetes, Eurotiales, Trichocomaceae.
GGCACGCGCCAGACGCACAUGAAAUAGCCCUCACAUUGGCAUACACUAGCAACAUCGAUAUUAUCCUAAUCCAAGAACCAUAUACAUUCAAAGACCUCAGCCAACAGAUCACUAAAAAACAUCCAUCAUGUGAAUGCUUCUCCCCAACUGAUAGCUGGGCAAUAAGUGGCCGACCACGAGUCCUCACCUAUCUAUGCCCCUUUACAACUGACACUAAAGAAGCCUCGGAUCUCCUGUUCUUUCAGAUUUUUUUGCCCACAGGAAAGUCCGCUCUGAUAGUUAACAUCUAUAAUGCCCCAGCAGGCUGCAGCAGAGCAGGUGAAGCCGCGAAAGCUCUCACAACCCUGCCAGAGGUGUAUUUCCCUCAAACAACGAUACUUGCAGGCGAUCUCAACCUACUACACAACAGAUGGCAACCCUCGCUACAACGCAGCCCUACAACUUUUGCAGAGCUGUUUAUCAACUGGCUGGAUCUCCAGGGUCUAGUACUUAUUUCCGACAUAGACUAUCCCACACAUGAAAGGGGUAACGUGUUAGACCUCAGUUUUGCCUCAAGCCCUCUGGCACUCGCAGGAGCCAAAGCUAGCAUAGCGAGUCACUUAGAUGCUACCUCUGAUUAUUAA